Messenger RNA from Heteronotia binoei (common prickly gecko), 2290 nucleotides. RefSeq names its product anti-Mullerian hormone (gene AMH). The transcript has 5 exons. Gene Ontology annotation, molecular function: growth factor activity. The coding region runs from base 72 to 2096 and encodes 674 amino acids. Gene Ontology annotation, biological process: Mullerian duct regression; gonad development. The record is from RefSeq and is a predicted model, not a curated record. NCBI's taxonomy places the organism in Eukaryota, Metazoa, Chordata, Lepidosauria, Squamata, Gekkonidae.
AAGGAUGCCAUUGCUCGGUUCGCAGCUGCUGAGCAGAGUUUUGGAAGACCUGCUCUCUGGGGAAAGAGACCAUGUGGCUUCCACUUGAAGGUGUCCUUCUGAGAGUGGGGAUAUUACUCAUGACCAUCUCCAUGCCUGGGAAAGGGAUCUCAACAGGUGACAAAACGUGGUGGGAACAACCUGAGGUUUCAGCCUUAAGAGAAUUGGAGACCCAAGGAACAGGGCCGUUUUCAAGAGCCUCCGGUUUUAGAGGACUGGGACCGAAGGUCGCCACAAAUGAUCCAGAAAGUGACCUCCAAGGACCAAGUCCUCAUCAGCACUUGGCUGAAGAAGAGGAGAAGCCCCAGAGUUCAUGGCCCCGAUUUUACUCCCAGGCUUGGCUCAACAGGGGCCCGGAGGAACCUGUGUGUCGGGUGAAACUGGACAGGGCAGGGGACCAGGCCCCCAACCACUUGGAGGUGGUGGGUCUCCUCACCAGCCACGAGAGCGGCUUCCUGAAGGCGCUGAGCAGAUCCACCUGGAGCGACGGAGACCUGGAGGAGUUUGGGCUGUGCCCCUCUGACGUCCCUCACUCCCUUCUCUCCUCUCUGCAGCGCAUCAGCGGCUAUCUGGCAGAUCCCGGGGACAGCCGCUUUCUCCUUCUGCACCUGGAGGAAGUCCAGUGGAAGGCAGAAACGAAGCUGAAGUUUCAGCUGACCUUGCCGGAUGAUGUGGAGCCUCCUGUUGGCUCUCUGCAGCUGGCCUUUCUAGUCUUCUACCGCGGGAGGAAGGAAGGGGCCACCCCCAGCCCCAGGGAGAAGUUCCUCGUGGGAGGGGAAGGCCUCCAUCAGAAGCAGAUUAUCUGCCUCUCCAAGGCGACCCGCUACCUCAUCCUCAAGGGCUCCCUGAUGUUGAGAAGGAACAUCCCUGGUCAGCUCAGCUUCCAGGUCUCCUUGGCCAUCCGGCGUCACGGCAACAGGGACGUGGCCCUUUCCCCUCAAGAGGCGCAGGAGUUACUUUUUGGCUUUGACGAAAAAUGUUUCACCCGCAUGACCCCCUCUGUGCUGCUGGUAGCCGAACAAAGGCCAGGUGGGGCGGCGGCUGCGUCCUCUUCCUUCCUCGCUGCAAAAGGUGUGGUGGAGACAGCCCCGUAUCUCAGGCCCAGCUCACCAGCCUUGGGCAUUGUCGAGCCUCCUGCCAACGCCACAGCCGGCCACCCGAAUAUCUCGGCCCCAGCGCCUCCCCUCAGCACCGGGCAGUUCAUAGAGGCCCUCUCUCAGUUCGUCAAUCAGGUCUUAUGGCCCUCGGGGAAGCCGCCUUCCACCGCCAGGUCCCGCCUCCAGUUGGACUUUGAGACGGUGGAGGCCCUCCCACAUUGGUCGUUCAACCUGUCGGAAGAGGUGGCCUUGGAGUGGCUCGUCCAGUCUGAGGACCACUUGGUGGUGCUCUUCCCGGAGGACAGCCAAGCCCUGAUGGAGCAAGAUCUCGGCCAGUGGUACCUGGAAGGGCGGUUGUUAUGGCAACUGCUGGAGAAACUGAGCUCCAUCAUCCAGGAGCUGAAGGGCAUCCCGUCCUUCCAAACAAAUGCUGGCCUCUUCCGUAACCUCCUUGGGUCCUGCUACUACCCUUCGGGGUCCGCCUCAGGGACGGCCGGUGGUGAGUCCAGGGCCACCGGCCAGCAGGAGGGUUCGAGUCGUCUGAGAAAACUCCACAGCCUCUUGCUGCUGAAAGCGCUGCAGGCCGUGCGGGGCCACUGGCGGGAGUCGAAGAAGGCGCCCCGGGCCAAUCGCAGCACCCAGCCGCAGGAGAACUACUGCCGCCUGAGGGAGCUCCGGAUAGAUCUGGUCUCCAUGGGCUACAUCAUCCUGCCCGAGUGGUACCACGCCAACAACUGCGUCGGGCCUUGCCGGAGCCCCCUGUCCACCCGUAUCACCGACUACUACAGCCACACCCUCUUCCUGCUGCGCAUGCACGAGCAGGGCCUGCCCCUUCAGCGCGCCCCUUGCUGUGUCCCCGUGAAAUAUUCCCAAAGCGUAAUUGUAACCUUCACCAGCGACCAAGGGCUGAAAGUGAAGAGGUACCCCGACAUGGUGGCGGAGGCGUGCGGCUGUCGGUAACGAGGGACCCUGUCUAACGCUCCCUGGCUUUCUGGGGAAACCUGCCUCACGCAGAGCUGUUGAUAUUGGCUUGUCUCCCCACCACCACCACAACUCCCCAGCUUUUGGGGCAGGGGGAAUUAAUCCUGCUUGGAGAAAAACAAAACACUGCUUCCUGUGUCAAUGUAUGCACAAUGAACGCAUCUGCCCCAUAA